GACAGCUAAAAGAACUCUUUAUUUUGGGGUUAAUAUCCUUUAAGUAAAAAUGUAGGUUGAUUACAAUGGCUUGAUUCAGGUCAAAGCUUAAAAUUAAAAACCAACUUAGGCUACCAAUAUUAGUGUAAGUCUCUUUUUGAGCAAUGUUGUUGUGCGUUUGACCCUUAAGGGCCACCAUACAUUAGCUGCAUUCUGACAUUUACCAAACUUUCCAUUACACCUUAACGGUUAGAAUUCGGUCGUACUCACUUAGCUAAUGCUAUUAGCCGAGCUAAUUUAACUUGAAAAAACAGCUAAUUUAACUCACUUUAAAUGAUGUGUUAAUGACAAGGAACGUUUUGUCGCCAAAUUUAUAGUUUAUUUAUUUGUUAAAUGAAAAAAGCAACUUUUACCUGUCGAAAGUCAGACUUGAUGCUAACUGUUAGCUAGUUUUUAACCAUUUAAGCUAACGUCAGUUCAGUUUGGAGGACUGCCAGUGGAACGCAAUGAGGAAACGAGCGGUUGUGAAGGUAAUGACUAAUAUUUGAGUCAUACUGUAUCGUCAUAGCUGAAUUUGUAGACUCAGUACAGGCUUCUGGGUUAAACACAUACAUUGCUAAAGUGACACCGACGUUGGACUUCGUCACCCGGUGUAAAACACAUGCCGUCCUAUCCUUGCUCUCUUCUCUUUGGGGCGAAUUUAAUUGAUCCCGGCAAACCGUGACCACCCCUGAGGUGGCUUCCCCCUGAAUCCACAACGCUGAGCAUUUCAGCCUCUUUUUACACCUGGUACACUUAUUUUUCCAGAACACUUAUUCGAGAAUAAACCAGCGGGGAUCCAAACGACACCGGAGUAAUUAUCCCUGCAUUGUUGUGGAGGAAGCUCGGAGGAGGGGAUGGAUGCAAGCAAGCGAGCAGAGGCGCACCGAGGCAGCUUUCUGACAGACCCAGCUCCCCUGUGAUGCAGCUGUUUAUGCUGGCUGUGAAAAAACCCCGGACGCCCCGACGACUGCUCUUAAGACGUUAACGGGCGAGAAAUCAGCCUGCUAUUUGUUAUUCUGCACGUGUUGGGAUUGCAUAUGAAGAGCGGAGAAAGCCAUGUAGCCAGUGUACUCUCUGCCACAGAGAAUGCACCGCCGCUUUGAUUUUCUCUUUCAGAUUUCCCUUUUUUCCUCGCCGUGGUGAUUUGUCCGAUUGUUUUCUUCCUCCUCGACCGUGCUCUGUGUUUUUUUGCAGACCUGCCCAGUGCUUUUGCUUUUUGUUUUGAGCGUGGAAGCCAAAUAUCAACUCGGUGAUAUUACAAGAGUGUGCGAGGAGAGGACAGCGUUGGCAUCUAUCCAUGCGCGCUCCACACCGGGCUAUUUAUUAUGGAAGUGUGACCCCAGCCGAGGUACUACACACGCUUUCCCCCAUACUUUCUCCAAGUGUUUUCCAUUAAGGACCGGGUAUUUUGAGGAUAUCUUGGAUAAAAUGCUCUGAAUGUCGGGGUAUUUUGCCGGCUCUCAGUGACGCAACAUCUCACACAGACUGCAUGAGAAAUACAUGCGUAGAAGGGCGUGAACUUGCAGACACUAACCUCCUUGCCAUUAAUAAAGCAUCUGCCUGUCUAUAAAGCCACUUUCCUCCGUUUGCAAUCCCAUAGCCUUCAUUCAUCUAAACUCAUCCCGGGGACAUAAUGGAUCUCAAAGCGGACUCGGAGGACAUGGACUACAAGCGGCCGGCUCCCAUUGAAGUUUUCGCCAGCAGGUCCACGCUGCAUGGCAUAUCGCACAUGUUCACUUAUGAGCGGAUGUGUAUCAAGCGCACCCUGUGGAUUUUGUUCUUCCUGAGCUCCUUGGGUGUGCUGGUGAUGGUGUGCGUGGACCGGGUGCAGUUCUACUUCCAGUACCCUCAUGUCACCAAGCUGGACGAGGUGGCGGCUCCGCAGAUUGUGUUCCCCUCUGUCACCUUCUGCAACCUCAACUCCUUCCGCUUCAGCCGGGUGACGCGCAACGACCUGUACCACGCUGGGGAGCUGCUUGCCUUGCUCAACGGCAGGUAUGAGAUCCGGGACCCGCACCUUGUGGAGGAAAAUGUCCUGCAGAUCCUGAAGGAGAGGGCUGACUUCGACAACUACAAGCCCCGCCCCUUCAACAUGCGUGAAUUCUAUGACCGGACGGGCCACGACAUCAAGGACAUGCUGCUCUCCUGCUACUACCGAGGCAUGGAGUGCAGUGCCGAAGACUUCAAAGUGAUAUUCACGCGCUAUGGAAAGUGCUACACUUUCAAUUCAGGCCAAGAUGGACGACCCCUCCUGGUGACGAUGAAGGGUGGAAUGGGCAACGGCCUGGAGCUGAUGCUGGAUAUCCAGCAGGAUGAAUACUUGCCUGUGUGGGGAGAGACUGACGAGACAUCGUUUGAAGCAGGGAUCAAAGUUCAGAUCCACACCCAGGACGAGCCGCCGUUCAUAGACCAGCUGGGCUUUGGAGUGGCGCCGGGGUUUCAGACCUUUGUCUCCUGUCAGGAACAACGGCUGACAUACCUGCCUCCACCGUGGGGAGACUGCAAGGCCACAGCGAUGGACUCAGACUUCUUCAGCACUUACAGCAUCACGGCCUGCCGGAUCGACUGUGAGACGCGAUAUCUGGUGGAGAACUGCAACUGCAGGAUGGUCCACAUGCCCGGAGAUGCCCCAUACUGCACCCCGGAGCAGUACAAGGAGUGUGCAGAUCCUGCCUUGGACUUUCUCGUGGAGAGAGACAAUGACUACUGCGUGUGCGAGACGCCGUGCAACAUGACGCGCUAUGGGAAAGAGAUGUCUUUUGUCAAGAUACCCAGCAAAGCGUCAGCCAAGUACCUCGCCAAGAAAUUUAACAAGACAGAGCAGUACAUAUCUGAUAACAUUCUGGUUCUGGAUAUCUACUUUGAGGCGCUGAACUACGAAACCAUUGAACAAAAGAAAGCCUACGAAUUGGCAGGCCUUCUGGGUGAUAUCGGAGGUCAGAUGGGUCUCUUCAUCGGAGCCAGCAUCCUUACCAUUCUCGAACUCUUUGACUAUUUAUAUGAGGUGAUCAAGUACAAGCUGUGCCGAUGCGUGAAGAAGAAACACAAAGGCCGCAACAACAAUGACCGGGGAGCUGUGCUGAGCCUGGAUGAUGUGAAACGCCAUGCUCCUUGCGAGAACCUGCGUACCCCAUCGACAUAUCCUGGCAACAUGCUACCUCAUCACCCGGGCCAGGGCAACUUUGAAGACUUCACUUGCUGAGCAGACCCGGGUGGAGCAACGAAGUGCGUGUUAUGCAACCAAAGCCAACCAUACAACAAGAACUAUCCAGCACGGGGAGUGUGAGGAACUAAUACAAAGUCUAACAGAGGCACUUUUUACAUAGAAAGGGAGUAAAGCGGACAAAUCAUAUACGACAAAGAACUGUCACCCGAGGCCAAGUGGAGAGGAUUUCCCAAAUAUUAAAAAAAAAAAAUAUAUCUGUCAAUUUUCCGGAGAACAUUUCAUGCAGCACUCUAAACUCUUCUGUCUCUGUGUUUUCCUCUGGAAUACUGCCGCAAAGGAUGCUCGUGGAGGAGAACCUCGCCAACACGGACCUCUCUUUCAAAAGACAAAAAAAUAAAAAUGUAAAAAUAAACAAGGGAACAUGUACAGCUAUCUCACCAUCGACAGCAGAUCAUAAAAAGAGCCCUCCAUGCCUUUAUAUAACACAGCAGCAACAACAACACGAUGGUUUCACACAACACUGGCCUGCUAGUGGGACAAAUAUUCAUACUGCUUACUCCACUGUACAUGUAGCAACAUCUGUAACUGUUGCAGCGCUCCAUAGAACAACAGCUGGACUCUGUGUAGUUUGUACGAGAAUGUAUCUUUGUUCACGGUCGGUGUAGGUGGGUACGCAGGGAGAUGUUCGGGCGGCUUGUGGUGGCAGUGGGUAGUGGUAGAGGUGCAUCAUCUACCAUUUGAAAUGUACUGGUGAUGAUUUCAGGUCUCAUCAUGUAAAUGCAUGCUUGUACUUGUCCAGUGCAUGUUAUUCAUUUCAUCGUUUCAAUUAUAAUUUUCUUUACAUAUAUAUAUAAAUAUAUAUACUGUAUAUAUAUAAUAUAUAUAAACUAUAUAUACUGUAUAUAUACUGCAUAUAUAAAUAAUUACCAAGUUUGCCUCAAUGAUAUACAGUAAAGGGAGAUCAUACAUUCAAUAUAUUUCUGUGUGUGUGUGUGUGUGUGUGUGUGUGUGUGUGUGUGUGUGUGUGUGUGUGUGUGUGUAUGUCCACUUGUACUUGCUACAUAGUGGGGACCGAAACACGUUUUUAACCAACACAGUGAGGACAUCUUUGAAAAGUGAGGACAUUUUGGGCGGUCCUCACUUCUUCAAAAGCCCGUUUGAGGGUUAAGACCAUAGACUGUAUAAAAUAAUAGACACAGCUACCGUGACAUCGCACAUUGGUUUGUGGACUCCCAUUUUGAAGCCUCAAGUUUGGCAUUUUGGCCGUCACAAUCUUGUUUUUUCUUUUAUGGAGCCAGAGGUGACGAUAUCUGGAUGACAGGGGAUGAGAGGAGUUAGGGGAAUGGGGGAAAUAAUUAGCUAUUGAGACCAAAACCAUUUUUGUACCAGGCUGUAAACAUGUUCAUUUCUGCUCUCAAGUUAGAAAUUUUAACACAGGGGUCUAUGGGAAUUGACUGGCUUCUGGAGCCAGCCUCAAGUGGCCAUUCAAGGAACUGCAGUUUUUGGCACUUCCACGGUGGCUUCAUUUCUCAGCCCCAGAGGUUGCCGCUUCGUUGAGGCUUGUUUUUAAGGCUCAGCUUAGAAUUGGGUUUAGGUUAGGGUAAGGGUUUCGAUUAGACAUUGAGUUGUAAUGGUAAAGGUAAGGGGCUGGGGAAAGCAUUGUGUCAAUGAAUGUCCUCACAAAGAUAGGAGUACAGGGAUGUGUGUGAAAGUGUGUGGGCUCACGUGCCCUCAUCAGUACCCACACAGGUACAGCGUGUUUGUUGACUGUGCAGCGGAUGAGCGAGCUACACCUAAUUUCAUAUCUCAUCCGUUUGUUUUUUUCAUUUCCACAUGUGCCCGACGAGUCGAGGAGUCUUCAUUCAACUUCAUUAAACUCUUAUCUCGACUGCAGGACGAGGGGAGGUGGGUCUUUUUUUCAGGAGUUGAUUGCUGAAAUCCUUGGAGUUUUGUGGGGCUGUUAAAAAAAUUUCUGUAUCUGUGUUCUAGUUGCAAAAGUCUUAUCAAAGCACAAUACCGCCAGUAUGUAGAGGUGAUGUAAAAGACAACGUAAUAUUCUUCUUGAUAUAUUGUCAUAUUAUUAAUAUCGUGUUGAUCUGACUAUUUUCGGUUGUUUUUUUUUUUCUUUCUUUCUUUUAUAUAAAACAUACUCGAUAUUGCCUGAUAAUCCUGUCUCCAUCUUCCAGGCAAAAGGCUGGUCUAUUUAGUUAUCAAAGCAUAAAUAAAAUGUAAA
Epinephelus moara (kelp grouper) is the source of this 5420-nucleotide messenger RNA. RefSeq names its product acid-sensing (proton-gated) ion channel 1b (gene asic1b). Gene Ontology annotation, cellular component: membrane. Bases 1655 to 3223 code for a protein of 522 amino acids. Gene Ontology annotation, biological process: sodium ion transmembrane transport. NCBI's taxonomy places the organism in Eukaryota, Metazoa, Chordata, Actinopteri, Perciformes, Serranidae. The transcript is spliced from 11 exons. The record is from RefSeq and is a predicted model, not a curated record.